UCCAUCCAUCGUGGGGUUCUGCCAUUAACAUCUCCGGCAAAACCAUCCAUGGCUUCUCGAAGAAGGAAAAGAAGAGAGGAAGAAUGGCUCUACCCCCAUUGCUACCAUGAACCAGAGGCUCCUCAUUUCUUCAAGGUCAUACUCUCCAAAACACUUGAAGAAGGAAAGCUAGCUGUUCCGUUGAGGUUUAUGAGGAAAUAUGGAGAUGCUUUAUCGAACUCAAUACUUCUUAAGGUCCCGAGUGGCGAAUCAUGGCCGGUGGAACUGGAGAGGUGUAAUGGAAAGGCCUUCUUAUGCAAUGGAUGGCAAAGUUUUGCAGAGCAUUAUUCAAUCGAACACGGCCACUUUGUAGUCUUUAGGUACGUUGGGAAAUCCAUUUUCCAGGUGGUAAUAUUCGACAAGAGUGCGUCGGAAGUAGAAUAUCUCUUGAAAUAUGACGACCGUGCUAUCCGAAAGUCGAACCCUACGGGAGGGUCGACCGUCAUUAGGAUUGUGGAAGCUGGUGGGAAUGAUGUCUCGGUUGAAAUCAUCGGCGAUCCAAAGCCUCAAGGGAAAAGGAGUAAUUAUAAGCAAGAGUUGCAAUGUUCUUCUGGGCCUUCUAAAGUGGUGAAAUUCGAUCCGCCUGCAAAGGUUAAUAGUGACUCAAGCGUAUCAUCACGGACUCGUUCUAAACUGAGUUUGGGAUAUACCGAAUCUCAGGGGAAGCUGCUUCGGAGGUCGAAGAGACUAAAUUUGGGCUGUUUGUCUCGGGAACCUGCAGGGAAGGCAAGUCCUGUUGGAAAAUCUUCUAGUGAGGCUCUCAAAGCCGCCGAAGAAUUUCGAGCGACGCACCCUUUCUUUCGGCUUCAGAUAUAUCCAUCUCACUUGAAUCGAGGCCAUGUGACUGUACCAGAGAAAUUCUUGAAGAGGAUCAAUGCAGUAGAGGGUAUGCGGCCUGUGAAGCUGAGGAUUUUGGAGAAAUCGUGGUCAGCGAAUCUAUACUAUCAUGAUAAGCGGGGGGAGCGCAGAGGCUGGUUUUCUGAUGGUUGGGCAAAAUUCACAAAGGAGGCUAGUCUUUGUGAAGGAGAUGUUUGUGUUUUUGAACUAAUAGCGAGGAAGGGCCUCGUGUUCGAUGUCAUGGUAUUCAAGUGUUGAUCGUUUAAGGCAAAAAAAUGUUCGAGCUUUUUGUAGUACUGAUGAAUGUCAGAGUGUUGGAGAAACACUCCCUUAACUGUGCUUUUGUUUUAAUAGAUUAGAAGUAUGAAGUUUUCUUUCCUGUGAAUUUGAGGUAAAUUCUAACUGUUCCCAAAAGCUUUGGCAAGUUAUCACAAUUUUGCCGGCCUCAUCAAACUAAAUAAGAUGGCGUUUUGUUUACGUUAA
Punica granatum (pomegranate) is the source of this 1359-nucleotide messenger RNA. The record is from RefSeq and is a predicted model, not a curated record. Lineage: Eukaryota; Viridiplantae; Streptophyta; Magnoliopsida; Myrtales; Lythraceae.